AUGCUUUCAGUGAAAAGAUCAAUAAGUAGAAUUCCAACAGCCCGUCUCUUCAGCACUACUAGGAGACAGUUGAAGGAGGUCGAAUUGACAGUCGACGGUGUAAAGGUAUCCAUAGAAGCCGGUUCUUCCAUUAUUCAGGCAGCAGAGAAGGCUGGUGUCACCAUUCCAAGGUACUGCUACCAUGAAAAGUUGGCUGUAGCAGGUAACUGUCGUAUGUGUUUGGUUGAAAUUGAGAGAUCCCCCAAAUUGGCAGCUUCUUGUGCCAUGCCCGUUCAGAAUGGUAUGAGUGUCUUGACUAACACUCCUAAGAUCAAAAAGGCCAGAGAGGGUGUUACUGAGAUGUUACUGGAGAACCACCCCUUGGAUUGUCCUGUGUGUGACCAAGGUGGUGAGUGUGAUUUACAAGAACAGUCCUUGAGAUAUGGUAGUGAUCGUGGCCGUUUCCAUGAAAUUGUUGGAAAAAGGGCCGUUGAGAAUAAGGCCAUUGGUCCUCUGAUCAAGACCUCCAUGAACCGUUGUAUCCAUUGUACAAGAUGUGUUAGAUUCCUGAACGAUGUCGCCGGUGCUCCUGAGUUUGGAACUGCAGGACGUGGAAAUGACAUGCAAAUUGGUACCUAUGUCGAGAGAAACGUCAACUCUGAGUUGUCUGCUAACGUCAUUGACCUGUGUCCCGUGGGUGCAUUGACUUCCAAGCCAUAUGCUUUCAGAGCAAGACCUUGGGAGCUGAAGAGAACUGAAACAAUUGAUGUUCACGAUGCUCUGGGUUCCAAUGUUCGUGUAGACACUAGAGGUAUUGAGGUUAUGAGAGUUCUGCCACGAUUGAAUGAUGAGAUUAAUGAAGAAUGGAUCAGUGACAAAACCAGAUUCGCCUGUGACGGUCUGAAGACUCAACGUCUGACUAAACCAUUGAUCAGACAAGGAAACACAUUUGUGGACGCUACUUGGGAGGAGGCUUUGGCCACCAUCGCUGAAGGUUUCCAGAAGGUUCAACCAAAGGAGAACGAGAUUAAGGCAAUCGUUGGUUCCCUGACAGAUCUAGAAUCUAUUGUAGCUCUGAAAGACUUGGUCAACAAAUUGGGCUCAGAAAAUGUUUCUACUGAUGGAGAUGCAACAACUGUUCCUCCAGCCCAUGGAGCCGACUUUAGAUCUAACUAUAUCUUCAAUUCAACUAUUGACAACAUUGAAGAGGCUGACCAGAUAUUAUUGGUCGGUACUAAUCCAAGACAUGAAGCCGCAGUGUUAAAUGCAAGGAUCAGAAAGGUGUGGCUACGUUCAGACCUUGAAGUCCACCACGUUGGUGAGGAAUUUGACUCCACUUUUGAGUUGAACCACCUUGGUAGCGAUGUCAAUGCCUUGGCUAAGGCCCUUACCGGUGAAGUUGGAAAGAAAUUAUCUGAAGCUUCCAAGCCUUUGAUCAUCAUUGGAUCUGGGGUUACAGAAACUCAAGAUGCCGAGGCUGUAUAUGCAACUGUGGCCAAAUUUGUCACUUCCAAUGCAAACAUCGUCACUCCAGAAUGGAAUGGAUUCAAUUUGUUGCACCGUGAAGCUUCUCGCGUCGGUGCUUUGGAUGUUGGAUUCACCACUCAAUCCCCAGAGGUUGCCAACACCAAAGCCAAGUUUAUCUACCUACUAGGUGCUGAUGAAAUCGUCAACAAAGAUAUCCCAAAGGACGCAUUCGUUGUAUACCAGGGACACCACGGUGACUUGGGAGCUUCCUUCGCCGAUGUUAUCCUACCAGGCUCUGCUUACACCGAAAAGACUGCUACAUACGUCAACACAGAAGGCCGAGUCCAGUCGACUAGAGCCGCCACGAACCCUCCUGGUGUUGCUAGAGAAGAUUGGAUGAUCAUUAGAGCUCUCAGUGAAUACUUGGGAGCCACUUUGCCCUAUGAUAACCUAUACGAAAUGAGAUCCAGAUUGGCUGAUGUUGCUCCUCACCUCUUACGUCACGAGGUUGUAGAGCCAGUGUCAGAGGGCAUCGCUAAGGUUGGAUUCCAAUCUCUGGUUAAACCCGGAAUUCAAUCCAAAGGAGUUUUACUCAAGAACCCGAUCGAGAACUUCUACUUCACGGAUGUCAUCUCCAAAUCUUCUCCUACAAUGGCCAAGUGUGUGGGUAGCUUUGGUUCCAAGAUCGAAAAGAUCAAGGACGAGAAAGCCAACAGCUAUCUAUCAUUUGCUUAA
This is a messenger RNA of Komagataella phaffii GS115, 2181 nucleotides long. RefSeq lists its product as hypothetical. The record is from RefSeq and is a predicted model, not a curated record. The coding region runs from base 1 to 2181 and encodes 726 amino acids. Gene Ontology annotation, cellular component: membrane. Gene Ontology annotation, biological process: ATP synthesis coupled electron transport. Gene Ontology annotation, molecular function: NADH dehydrogenase (ubiquinone) activity; iron-sulfur cluster binding. Lineage: Eukaryota; Fungi; Ascomycota; Pichiomycetes; Pichiales; Pichiaceae. The transcript has a single exon.